Messenger RNA from Medioppia subpectinata, 3087 nucleotides. NCBI's taxonomy places the organism in Eukaryota, Metazoa, Arthropoda, Arachnida, Sarcoptiformes, Oppiidae. The record is from the annotation of a GenBank genome assembly.
AUGAGUUAUCAUUUUGGUGUAAUUACUUGUGGGUCCUGUAACUCGAUCAAUUUAAAUGUUUUUUUGGGCGACAAUUGUUUACUUAACCGCAAGAACCGUAUAUUUUGUAAGAAAUGUCGUUUAGAUAAGUGUUUUUCCGUGGGAAUGGAUAUUGUGAGCAAAAUGUUUUUAAAAAAUUUAUUCCUCAGUGAAAAACAAAAACAAUUGAGAAAAUCUAUUAUUGAAAGCAAUCGGAAACGAAAAAUAAGUAACAGUUUGGUCACCACCGAUGAGACCACAGUCUCGACGGUCUGUCUAUCACCGCAAACAUUGGCUACUUUUAGUAAAAAUAUUACAUGUAAUACACAUUUGGCACAUGAUUUGAAAAAUAAUAAUUUGAUUGACAUUUCAAGCAAUAAUAAUUGUUAUAAAUUAAAUCAGUUAAUUGCACCAAUCAUUAGACCCAUUGCUGAUUAUAGCAAUACUUUCAAUGAAUUAGAGGGCAAUAAAUUAAGUGAAUUACUAAACGGUAUUAAAAUACUGGCCAUUCCUGCGGCCAAUAAUGGGAACCCUAUUGUUGUCAAUACGUUUUACGAGGCCAUCAAAACAGUACUCACCCGACAGGAGAUCCAAAUGCGUAAACAAAUCAACAUGGUCAAAACUAUUAGCGCAUUCAAAGCAUUGUGCGAAAGUGACCAAAUGAUCUUGAUCAAAUACUCCGCCUUUGAGAUCAAUAAUUUGCGUAUAAUCUUAGAGUUUGACUUUCAAACCCAAACCUGGAAUCUGACAAAUAAUAUGACCAAGAGUAUUACAGAUAACCAAAUAUAUAUAUUAAAACUUGAUUUACUCGGAACGUCAAUAUUACAGUCAAUUGAAACUUAUGAUCACUACAACAACUAUCAAAGUUUCCUAUCAAAUAUGGGCCUCGACUGGGACUCAGAGACACUAAUUAUAGACUUGUUAACAGCGAUAGCGCUUUUUGAUCCUAAUCGACCCAAUCUAAUCAACAGACAAAUGAUUAGUAAAAUACUGUUUCCCACAAUCAAAUGCCGGACAAAAACAAAAGUAAUGUUUGCCUCGUUUGCGGCAAUAGGGCAACGGGUUCUCAUUUCAAUGCAAUCACUUGUGAGUCCUUCAUUCUUUCGGAGGAAUGCACUCAACAAAGCGGAUAUAUUUAAAUGCUUUUUGGGCGGCAAUUGUCUGAUUGAUCGCAAGGACCGAAACAUUUGUAAAAAAUGUCGUUUAGAUAAGUGUUUUGCUGUCGGAAUGAAAACAGUGAGUGAAAUGCAAUGCAAUAAUUUAUUCUUCACUGAAGAGCAAAAACAAUUAAGAAAAUCUAUUAUUGAAAGCAAUCGGAAACGAAAAUUAAGUGACACUUCGGUCACCACCAAUGAAAUAGCGGUCUCGACGUCUAGUCUAUCCCCGCAAACAUCGGCUACUUUUAACGAUGAGAUUACUUGUGAUACAAGUUUUGAAAAUUUGUUGACAGAUCUAAAUAACUUCUCAAACGAUAGCAAUUCAUAUGAAUUGUAUCAAUCAGUUGAGCCAAUUAUAGCGCCGAUCACUGAUCACAGCAAUACAUCGACUACUUUUAGCGAUGAGAUUGAUCUUGAUAUAAGUUUUGCAAAUAUUUUACAACAAGACAAUAAUCUAAACAAUGCUGUAAACGAUACUAAUUUAAAUAACUUGAAUCAAUCAGUUGUGCCAAUCGUGCGGCCGAUCACUGAUUACAGCAAUACUUUCAAUGAAUUAGAAGGCAUUAAAUUAAGUGAAUUACUUAACGGCAUGAAUAUACUGGCUAUUCCUGCGGCCACUGAUGGGAACCGUUUAGUAUUGAAUACCUUUAACGAUGCCAUCAAAAUAAUGGUCGGCAGACAAGAGACAGAAAUACCAAAAAUAAUUAAAAUGUGCAAAACUAUGGGUGCAUUCAAAGCCCUGUGCGAAAAUGAUCAAAUGAUCUUGAUCAAAUACGCCGGUAUUCCAAUAACUAUAAUGAGAAUGAUCUUAUUUUUUGACUUUGAAAUGCAAGCCUGGAAUGUGACAAACAAUAACCAAAUAUGUGUAUUAAAACUUGAUGCACUUCGACACAACUUGUUUAGUAAAAUGGAUUACAUUAAUCCGUAUUUUAAUCAUAAAAAUUUCUUAUCAAAUAUGGGCCUCGACUGGGACUCCGAGACACUUAUUAUCGAUUUGUUAACGGCUAUAAUACUAUUUAACCCGGAUCGACCAAAACUUACAAACAAAUCAUUUAUUAAACAUCAGCAGAAUAUAUACAUUCAUUUAUUACAACGAUUUCUCCAAAUGAAAUACCGGUCCGAAUGCUUGUCUCACCAAAAGCUCAAUCUUUGCGAUUCCUAUUCAUUUGUGAUAUCGAUUCUGUUGGCUAACAAGCAACAUAAAACAUGCAUGUUGAGUUGUCAUUUUGGUGCGUUCACAUGCGAGUCAUGUAGAUCGUUUUUUCGCAGAAAUGCACUCAACAAAGUAGAUAAAUUUAAAUGCUUUUUGGGCGGCAAUUGUCUGAUUGAUCGCAAGAACCGAAACAUUUGUAAAAAAUGCCGUUUAGAUAAGAGUUUUGCUGUCGGAAUGAAAACUAAUUUAUUCUUCACUGAAAAGCAAAACCAGUGGAGAAAAUAUCUAAUUGAAAGCAAUCAAAAACAAAAAUCAAGUGACACUUUGAUGACCACCGAUGAGAUAGUGGUUCCGAGUCUAUCGUCGCAAUCGUUGACUGAUUUUAUUAUUGUGCCAAUUGUGCGGCCGAUCACUGAUUAUAGCACUAAUUUCAAUGAAUUAGAAGGCAAUCGAUUGAAUGAAUUACUAAACGGUAUUAAAAUACUGACCAUUCCUGCGGCCAAUUGUGGCACCGGUUUAGUAGUGAAUAGUUUCGCCGAUUCUAUGAAAGCAAUAAUAGGCAGACAGGCGUUGGAAACGGAAAAACUGGUCCAAAUGUCCAAAACUAUUAGUGCAUUUAAAGAGUUGUGCGAAAAUGACCAAAUCAUCUUGAUUAAACACGCGGCCAUCAAGGUUAAAUACUUGCGUAUGCUUUUAGACUUUAACUUUGAAACGCAAACCUGGAAUCUGCUAAUUGUGAGCUCAUUGACCAUCAUGUAA